CUGCCACGGACGGUCACAGAACCGAUCCCAGAUCAUUCUUCAACCGCGGAAAGGCACCAAGACAGGGAGUUUGUGUUACAAACCCAUCAUGUCUUCUGCAGAUAUACGAGUUUGAGUCAGUCAGUGUUUAAUUCGCUCAUACACAUAUUCCUCUGACGUUUAGCCCAGCGCGCGCGCGCUCUAUCUCUCUCUCUCACACACACACACACAACACACAGUCUGCUGGCGUGAUCAGGACGGCUGCUCGCGAACACACACAGAAACCACAGCAGCCGCAGAAGACACAAUUACAUCGCAGCACUCCGUUCUACAGCUAGAAGUCCACGGCCGCUACCAUGCCACUAUUUGGUAAAUCUCACAAGAACCCCACAGAAAUUGUGAAGACCCUGAAGGACAACCUCUCCAUCCUGGUCAAACAGGACAAGAAGACAGAGAAGGCUUCAGAGGAGGUGUCGAAAUGUCUGGUGUUGAUGAAGGAGAUCCUGUACGGCACGAACGAUAAGGAGCCGCACACAGAGACGGUGGCCCAACUGGCCCAAGAGCUCUACAACAGCGGCCUGCUCAUCUCACUGGUGGAAAACCUCCAGGUCGUCGACUUUGAGGGUAAAAAGGACGUUUGCCAGAUCUUCAACAACAUCCUGCGCAGGCAGAUCGGAACCCGCAGCCCAACGGUGGAAUAUUUCUGCUCUCAUCAGGAAGUUCUUUUCAUCUUACUCAAAGGGUAUGAGACCCCUCAGGUGGCAUUGAAUUGUGGGAUUAUGCUGCGCGAGUGCAUCCGGCAUGAACCUCUCGCCAAAAUCGUCCUCCACUCUGAACACUUUAAAGAUUUCUUCAGCUACGUGGAGAUGUCCACAUUUGACAUCGCCUCUGAUGCAUUUGCCACCUUUAAGGACCUGCUCACGAGACACAAGGUCCUGGUGUCGGAAUUUUUAGAACAGAACUAUGAUGCGGUUUUUGAUAACUACGAGAAACUGCUUCACUCUGAGAACUACGUGACCAAGAGACAGUCGUUGAAGCUGCUGGGUGAACUGCUCCUCGACAGACACAAUUUCACAGUCAUGACACGGUACAUCAGUAAACCAGAGAACCUGAAGCUCAUGAUGAAUCUCCUGAGGGACAAGAGCCCCAACAUUCAGUUUGAGGCUUUCCAUGUCUUUAAGGUGUUUGUGGCCAAUCCAAAUAAAACGCAGCCCAUCGUAGACAUUCUUUUGAAGAACCAAACGAAACUCAUCGACUUCCUUAGCAACUUUCAGAAGGAUCGCACGGACGACGAGCAGUUUAACGACGAAAAGACGUACCUCGUCAAGCAAAUACGAGACCUAAAGAAACCAGCCUCCUAAACUUUAGCUAUUGCAGUAUUAGGGAAAAAAAAAAACACACAAAAAAUAUAUUAACAAUAAUAAUUCUAUUUAAAAUCUUGAAAAAUGUGUCUCUUCUUAGUUCUGAGGCUUACAAAAGAAGGUUCCUGAUCAUUGAUGUUCUCUGUUCUUAUUUGCUUUUCUUUUUCCUUCUUUCUUUUCUUUUAUCGCAAGCUCUCGUGCCAUGAUAGGAUGUUUUAAAAGUAGGAAGCAGGGCAGUUUGAGUCACAGGACGAACACAUCAAGACACGUUGCGGAUGAGGAAGCGCAGGUAAACUUUAAUUUUUUCCGUUUCUGGACACUCCACACUCUCCCUGGCAUCAGCAGGAAGAGAUUGUUGCCGGAAAAGAGCUGAAAUUCCUAAACGAUCAGUUACGAGCUCUCUUGAUAUCUUGCAACUGCACUAAUCUUCAUUCUUGCAUUCCUCCGUUCCGUCGUCUUUUCUCGGG
Molecule: messenger RNA, 1807 nt
Organism: Rhinichthys klamathensis goyatoka
Lineage: Eukaryota; Metazoa; Chordata; Actinopteri; Cypriniformes; Leuciscidae
Gene: cab39l
Product: calcium binding protein 39-like
Exons: 9
Coding region: 336-1340 (334 amino acids)
Biological process (GO): intracellular signal transduction
Molecular function (GO): protein serine/threonine kinase activator activity
Source: RefSeq, a predicted model, not a curated record